ACAACCUGUUGGUUAUCGUCAGUUUCGUUGGCGGCACGCCGGCAAUUGAGGCCAGUUGUUUCGUGAGACAUCUUUCGAAUGGUGAGCCGGUGAGUUGAGUUUAGAUUUCAGUUUGCAGUUAUUGAAAUGGAGUAUCGCGGUGCGAUGGCAAAAAUUCCAAAAACAGAGAACAUUCUCACAAAGAGUAAACUUAUCGAGAAUAAUGAAAUACAACCUCGACGAUCGCCUCGAAUCAUGGGAGCAGCCGCGAAGGAAAACAACAAAACCAAAGUAGUUAAACCGGUACUCGUGCUGUCAGAAAUCCUAUUUGAGGGCAAAAUCAAUUAUGCUGACACGUUUGGUGAUUGUGCAAUGGCCUGCGAUGAAGUACUGCAACUCGUUGAGAAGAAAACAGAUCUAAUCGUUCCGAUAGGGUUUGAUCUUGAAUGGCCAUUUAGCUUCCAAACAGGAAGUGGAAAAACAGCUUUGAUACAAAUCUGUAUGGAUUAUAAAAUUUGCCAUCUUCUGCAUGUCUAUGAAUUGAAAAAAUUACCAGCUGCUCUUGUCGAGCUGCUGAUUCAUCCAAAAGUUAGACUCGUUGGAGUUAAUAUAAAAAAUGACAUAUGGAAACUUGGUAGAGAUUUCAAAGAAUUCCCGUCUCAAAAGGUUGUUGAAAAUAAUUGCAUUGAUUGUGGUACGUUUGCAAAUGCAACACUAAAUCGAUCGUGUCGAUGGAGUAUGGCAAAUCUCACAGCUUAUGUGCUUCAAAAAGAAAUUUCCAAAGAUCCUAAAGUACGACGCAGUAAGUGGCACAUUCAGCCUCUCAGCGACGCCCAAAAAUCCUAUGCUGCCACUGAUGCCUAUGUAUCUCUACUGCUUUACAACACAUUGCAAGAUAAAGCAAAUGAAAAUGCAUCAUAAGUAACCAAGGGGAAAAUUCCAGGAAUAAAUUGGUCCUAAGAACGAUCGGCAUAUCAAUACUUUCGACUUUUCAAACUA
Molecule: messenger RNA, 978 nt
Organism: Diprion similis
Lineage: Eukaryota; Metazoa; Arthropoda; Insecta; Hymenoptera; Diprionidae
Gene: WRNexo
Product: Werner Syndrome-like exonuclease
Exons: 7
Coding region: 127-900 (257 amino acids)
Biological process (GO): nucleobase-containing compound metabolic process
Molecular function (GO): 3'-5' exonuclease activity; nucleic acid binding
Source: RefSeq, a predicted model, not a curated record